This is a messenger RNA of Cucurbita moschata (crookneck pumpkin), 1748 nucleotides long. RefSeq names its product (R)-mandelonitrile lyase 1-like. The record is from RefSeq and is a predicted model, not a curated record. Lineage: Eukaryota; Viridiplantae; Streptophyta; Magnoliopsida; Cucurbitales; Cucurbitaceae. Bases 1 to 1695 code for a protein of 564 amino acids. The transcript has 5 exons. Gene Ontology annotation, molecular function: oxidoreductase activity, acting on CH-OH group of donors; flavin adenine dinucleotide binding.
AUGGUAUCAGAACCAGACACUGAGUCGUGCACCAACAAGAACGCUGGCCCCCAAAGCAUUCCUUAUAAGGAGCAUUAUUCUAUGGCUAUCACUCUUCCACUAAUUUUUAUCUCUUUCUUUCUCGUACGAGUCCUCUCCUCGCACGCUAUCUCUAAUCAAGAUGAGAGCUACAUGAAGCUAGUUCAUGACGCGACCGACUUACCCGAAAACGAAGAAUAUGAUUACAUAAUCAUAGGAGGAGGAACAGCGGGGUGUCCAUUAGCUGCAACCUUGUCAUCAAAAUAUUCAAUCCUCGUUCUAGAAAGAGGAAGUGAGCCCAACAAAUACCCGUCUGUGUUGAAGGAGGAAGGUUUAUUGAACGUUUUUGCUGAAGAAGAUGAUGGCCAAAACCCCUUCCAGCGCUUCAUCACUGUGGAUGGUGUGGAUGUCAUUAGAGGAAGGGUUCUUGGCGGUGGUAGCAUGGUGAAUGCUGGGUUCUACUCGAGGGGCCAUCGGGAGUUCUUUGAAAGUGCAGGCGUUGAUUGGGACAUGGAAUUGGUGGAGGAGGCUUAUGAAUGGGUUGAACAGACUGUGGUUUCUCGCCCAAGGUUGAGUGAUUGGCAAAGUGCUUUUAGAAGUGCUUUGUUGGAAGGUGGUGUUCGCCCUUAUAAUGGGUUUGAUUUGAGACAUCUUGUGGGGACUAAAAUUGGAGGCUCUAUCUUUGAUGUGGAAGGAAAUAGACAUGGAGCUGUGGAGCUUCUUAAUGGGGUUCAACCCGAAAAUCUUAAAGUUGCGGUUCGUGCUACCGUUGAGAAAAUCAUUUUUUCGGAUCUAUCAGCAAUUGGAGUUUCAUAUUCCGAUUCAAAAGGAAAUACUCAUACCGCAUUCAUCCGCAAGAAAGGAGAGAUCAUAUUGAGUGCCGGAGCCAUUGGAAGCCCUCAGCUUCUCCUUCUAAGUGGGGUUGGCUCAAAAUCUCAUCUUUCAUCGUUAAAACUACCCGUCGUUCUUGACCAACCCGACGUCGGCGAGUUCAUGUCCGACAAUCCCCGUUUCACCGCCGCCAUCGUGCUUCCAUUCCCACUGGUAGCUUCAUCAUCACAAGUAGUCGGAAUAUUAGACGGCAAUAUCUAUUUGGAAACAUUGGCAAGCCCUUCUCCAUUUUUUAUUUCACCAACUUUUAGCCUUCUUCCUCCUCAAUCCACUAUGAUCAACCCGAGCUUAGCCCUUUUUAUUGGCAAAUUCUCGAACGUGCUUUCAAAAGGCUCACUUCACCUUAAUUCCUCCACAAAUGUUAACAAUGACCCAAUUGUUCGAUUCAAUUAUUAUUCAAAUCCUAACGAUCUUGUACGAUGCGUUAGAGGAUUACGAAAAGUGGGAGAUUUGCUUAAAACCCGAACGAUGGAAAAGAUCAAGACGCAAGAUUUGAAGGGUAAUAAACGGUUUCAGUUUCUGGGGCCUCCCUUGCCGGAAAACUUGUCGGAUAAUAGCUCCGUUGAAGAGUAUUGUAAGGAAACAGUGACCACUUAUUGGCAUUACCACGGCGGAUGCUUGGUCGGAAAAGUGGUCGAUAGUAAUUACCGAGUCAUCGGAGUCGAAAAUUUGCGUGUCGUUGAUGGCUCAACUUUCGCUGUCUCGCCGGGAACUAAUCCAAUGGCCACCGUCAUGAUGCUUGGCCGGUAUGUUGGCCUUCAGAUGCUGCAACAAAGAUCAAGUUAAGAACGUGCAUGUAUCUUGUUUUUAAUAAUAAUUUCGUGACAAUAUCAGUUUGA